This is a messenger RNA of Triticum dicoccoides, 2170 nucleotides long. Its product is annotated as carotenoid cleavage dioxygenase 8 homolog B, chloroplastic-like. The coding region runs from base 81 to 1763 and encodes 560 amino acids. The record is from RefSeq and is a predicted model, not a curated record. Gene Ontology annotation, cellular component: chloroplast. Lineage: Eukaryota; Viridiplantae; Streptophyta; Magnoliopsida; Poales; Poaceae. Gene Ontology annotation, biological process: carotene catabolic process. The transcript is spliced from 5 exons. Gene Ontology annotation, molecular function: carotenoid dioxygenase activity.
CUGCCUAGCUCUGCUCACGACACUCGACUUGGGUGCCACAGCACACCGGCUUGAUCUUGCUAGAUUGCCAGACAACCGCCAUGUCUCCCACGAUCUCAUCUUCGCUCUGCACGGUCGCCGCCCUGUCCGGCCGGCCGGGCCGUCGUGCCGGCCAGCCGGGAGGCAACAAGCGGGCCGUAGCGCAGCCUCUCGCGGCUGCCGCCGUCACGGAGGCGCCGCCGGCGGUCAUAGCCCCGCCGCCACGCCCGGUCGUCAGCGCUCCGCGGCGCCGUGGUGGGCGCGGCGUGGACGGUGGCGCCGACGAGCUGGUGGCGUGGAAGAGCAUCCGGCAGGAGAGGUGGGAGGGCGCGCUGGAAGUGGAGGGAAAGCUCCCUACGUGGCUGGAUGGCACGUACCUGAGGAACGGUCCGGGCCUAUGGGACCUCGGGGACUACGGCUUCCGCCACCUGUUCGACGGCUACGCCACGCUGGUACGCGUCUCGUUCCGCGACGGCCACGCCGUGGGAGCGCACCGGCAGAUCGAGUCGGAGGCGUACAAGGCGGCGCGCCAGCACGGCAAGGUGUGCUACCGCGAGUUCUCGGAGGUGCCCAAGCCGGACAGCUUCAAGUCCUUGGUCGGGCAGCUGGCGAGCCUCUUCUCCGGCAACUCCCUCACCGACAACUCCAACACCGGCGUCGUCAGGCUCGGCGACGGCCGCGUGCUCUGCCUCACGGAGACCGUCAAGGGCUCCAUCGUCGUCGACCCGGACACGUUGGACACGGUGAGCAAGUUCGAGUACGAGGACAAGCUGGGCGGCCUGAUCCACUCGGCACACCCCAUCGUCACCGACACCGAGUUCUGGACGCUGAUUCCGGACCUGAUCCGGCCCGGGUACGUGGUGGCGAGGAUGGACGCUGGGAGCAACGAGAGGCAGUUCGUGGGCAGGGUGGACUGCCGCGGCGGGCCGGCGCCCGGGUGGGUGCACUCCUUCCCCGUCACCGAGAACUACGUGGUCGUGCCGGAGAUGCCGCUCCGGUACUGCGCUGCGAACCUCCUCCGCGCCGAGCCCACGCCGCUGUACAAGUUCCAGUGGCACCUCGAGUCCGGGAGCUACAUGCACGUCAUGUGCAAGGCCAGCGGCAAGAUCGUGGCGAGCGUAGAGGUGCCGCCGUUCGUGACGUUCCACUUCAUCAACGCGUACGAGGAGAAGGACGAGGAGGGUCGUGUGACGGCGAUCAUCGCCGACUGCUGCGAGCACAACGCCGACACCUCCAUCCUUGACAACCUCCGUCUCCACAAUCUCCGGGCAUUUACCGGCGAGGAUGUCCUCACCGAUGCCAGGGUGGGGCGGUUCAGGAUACCGCUGGACGGGAGCCCAUUCGGCGAGCUGGAGGCGGCGCUGGACCCGGAGGAGCACGGCCGCGGCAUGGACAUGUGCAGCAUCAACCCCGCCCACCUCGGCAAGGAGUACCGCUACGCCUACGCCUGCGGCGCGCGCCGGCCGUGCAACUUCCCCAACACGCUCACCAAGAUCGACCUGGUGGAGAAGACGGCCAAGAAUUGGUACGAGGAGGGGGCCGUGCCGUCAGAGCCCUACUUCGUGGCGCGCCCCGGCGCCGUAGAGGAAGACGACGGCGUGGCGAUAUCCAUGGUGAGCGCCAAGGACGGGUCGGGCUACACGCUGGUGCUGGACGCCAAGACCUUCAAGGAGAUUGCCCGGGCCAAGUUCCCCUACGGGCUGCCCUACGGCUUGCACUGCUGCUGGGUGCCCAGGGACAAGUAACACAUACCAGAGUACCAACCGGUGCCAUUGUUUCUCUGCUAGCUUCUCGCAUACAGGGUCAGCGAAUCCAAGUCGGUGGUCGCUAAAAGAAAAGAAAAAGUCUCCAAGUCAGUGGUGCAUACGUGGAUGUUUGUGUCGCUACAAAGAUAGUCAGAUCGCUAGUGGUAGUUUUGUGUAGAAAGGAAGGAAAAAGAUAUACACAUAGACAGAUGUGUGAUGUUUAUAAAGCAGGGCGAGAGCCUUUCUCGAUAAAAGAUGUGCGAUGAUAUUGUAUACACGAAGUGAAACUACAGGGAAGUGUGUACAUAGCCCGGUUCCGAUUAUCAGUGCAUAAGUAAUGCACAAUGUGUAAUGUGUACAUAAUUCGUUAUUGCCAGGUUCAUAGUGUUGUUUACGAGUAUAUGCAA